Molecule: messenger RNA, 1260 nt
Organism: Macrosiphum euphorbiae (potato aphid)
Lineage: Eukaryota; Metazoa; Arthropoda; Insecta; Hemiptera; Aphididae
Source: the annotation of a GenBank genome assembly
AUGAUUACAGUCAACCAAGUGUUGCGCAAUGUAUGCCGUAACACUAGAUGUGUUAUUGCAAACAGGAAGUAUAGUGAACAACCUCAAGAGACACCUUUCUGUUUGGAAUUGUCUGAUACACAAAAAGAAUUUCGUGACUUAGCAAGAAAAUUUGCUCGAGAAGAAAUUAUACCUGUCGCUGCCGAAUAUGACAGGACUGGUCAGUACCCAUGGGACAUAAUAAAAAAAGCACACUCAAUUGGACUUCUCAAUGGCCAUAUUCCUGAACAUUGUGGUGGUAUGAACAUGUCUGUGAUGGAUGGGUGCUUGGUUGCUGAAGAACUGGGUUAUGGAUGCACUGGAAUUAAAACUGCUCUAGAAGCGAGUGGUUUGGGCCAAAUGCCAGUUAUAAUCGGUGGAAAUAAAGAACAACAAAAAAAAUACCUUGGAAGGCUAAUUGAAGAGCCUUUGGUAGCUGCUUAUGGUGUAACAGAACCUGGUGCUGGUUCAGACGUUAACGCUUUAAAAACGAAAGCCGUAAAAAAGGGCGACGAAUAUAUCAUUAAUGGACAAAAAAUGUGGAUAACCAAUGGUGGUGUGGCCAACUGGUAUUUUGUGUUAGCUCGUACUGAUAUGGACCCCAAAGCCCCGGCAAGUAAAGCAUUCACUGGUUUUAUUGUUGACGCGGAUACACCUGGACUUACACCUGGGCGAAAAGAAUUGAAUAUGGGGCAAAAAGCUUCAGACACUAGAGGAAUUACUUUUGAAGAUGUUCGAGUGCCCAAAGAAAAUGUGUUAACUGCUGAAGGCCAAGGCUUUAAAAUUGCAAUGUCAACAUUUGAUAAAACCAGGCCGCCAGUAGCUGCUGGAGCUGUUGGCUUAGCUCAAAGGGCAUUGGAUGAAGCUGCCAAGUAUUCGCUUGAAAGAAAAGCAUUUGGAGUGCCCAUCGCUAGACACCAAGCUGUUGCUUUUAUGUUAGCUGAUAUGGCUAUUGGUAUUGAGGGUGCUCGACUUACAUACAUGAAAGCUGCAUAUGAAGUUGAUCAAGGACGGCGCAAUUCUUAUUAUGCAUCGAUUUCAAAAGCUUAUGCUGCUGAUGUGGCAAAUAAAUGUGCUACUGAUGCUGUACAGAUAUUUGGCGGAAAUGGAUUCAACACAGAAUACCCAGUAGAAAAAUUAAUGAGAGACGCUAAAAUAUAUCAAAUUUAUGAAGGUACUGCUCAAAUCCAACGGUUGAUUAUUUCAAGGGACAUCAUUGAAAAAACCAAACAAAAUAUGUAA